GUUAACAACACAGCUGACCAAUAAAGCCGUGUCGGUGCUCGUGGGAUUCAUUCAAUAUCCAUUUAAUCACUCAUUUUCAUGAAAUUCACAGCGCGCAUCUAUAACCGCUGAUGCGUAAAGAUCCGUGCGUAAAACUCAAAAUAAUCGCCACUGCUCUGCCAUAGGAUGUCAGAGAGGAUUUAUUUCGACUUGAAAGCUUCAUUACUGAAAGAGUGAUUGACACGGAGCGGAUUUGAUGGAGGCAGUUUGGUGACAGCGACACUUUCUCUCCGGACUUUCACAUUGGAUUGGCACCGCAGCGCCUUUAAACCAUCUGGACUUUUUUUUAAUGUUUCAGCAGAGAGGAGAGCUGAUCCUGUAUCUGCAUGGGACCCUGACAGUUUUGGAUCUCUUAAUUGUCACGGCUAUCACCUUCUAUGUGUCACAAGAGGGGGAUAAAACCGAUCUGAAAUCUCCAUCAGGAGGAACUUUAUUUCCGAGAGCUUCCAGCAGCGAAUCAGUGGAGUAUUCAUGAAGCAAUAUUUGAACUAUUACAAGAUGAGGCUGAGAACAUCGAGGUUAGGUUAUCUGUUACUUCAGUUCACGGCGCUUUGCUUUUACGCACAGAACACUGUGCAGUCCCCUCCGAAUUUCAAGCACCAUGUCACCGAGCAGAGCCGGCUGUCGGACCGGAUGAGCCGCAGGUUGACUCGGACCUACCAGCUGUACAGCCGCACCAGCGGGAAACACGUCCAGGUCCUCGGCAACAAGCGGGUGAACGCCAACGGAGACGACGGAGCCGUGCACGCUAAACUGGAGGUGGAGACGGACUCUUUUGGAAGUCGUGUCCGCAUUAAAGGGGUGAAGACAGGAUACUACAUAUGUAUGAACAAGAGGGGGAAGCUGAUCGGCAAGCGGAAAGGACGAGGCAAAGACUGCAUCUUCACUGAGAUUGUUCUGGAAAACAACUACACGGCACUGCAGAACGCCAAGUACGAGGGCUGGUACAUGGCUUUCACACGCAAGGGCCGUCCGAGGAAGGCCUCCAAGACCAAGCAGCACCAGAGAGAGGCCCACUUCAUGAAGCGUCUACCCAGGGGGCACUUGCUGAGUGAGAGGAGACCGUUUGAUGUCCUUCCUCUGCGUGUCCCCGCACACCCUUUGAGCAAGCGGACUAAACAUUCCCAUCACCAGCGCCCAGGGGGCCGCUAAGGACUAAAACCACUGAGGGAGAACUGUGGAUGAACCAGCACAGAAGAACCACUACAAGGGGAAACAAGUGCUCUCAGAGAAAUUAACUUUUACAGUCAAGUGCCCAUACACUUUUUGCCUCAUUUUGUGGACUUUGUGUAAUUCUUUGUACUGGAUUGUAUGUAACCAUUGACUAUCUAAUCUGCUAGUUAUUUUCAAUUCAGACAGACUGUAGGACAGAUUUUUACUUAUUAAAUCGAGGGGCAUUUAAAGUACGAUGUUUUCAUGAAUGAAAACCUCUGGUUAGAUGUUAGCCAGCUCUACAACAAAGAAUGUUUAAAAGAGAAAUG
Molecule: messenger RNA, 1520 nt
Organism: Epinephelus fuscoguttatus (brown-marbled grouper)
Lineage: Eukaryota; Metazoa; Chordata; Actinopteri; Perciformes; Serranidae
Gene: fgf8b
Product: fibroblast growth factor 8b
Exons: 5
Coding region: 511-1191 (226 amino acids)
Biological process (GO): positive regulation of cell population proliferation; positive regulation of protein phosphorylation; neuron differentiation
Cellular component (GO): cytoplasm
Molecular function (GO): type 1 fibroblast growth factor receptor binding; type 2 fibroblast growth factor receptor binding; growth factor activity
Source: RefSeq, a predicted model, not a curated record